AUGCUAGAACCUGAGGAACAAGAAGUAGCAUCACAGAAAAUUGGACUACCGGGAGAUCCUGGAGAGAAAGGAGACAGGGGUGAUCAAGGAAUUGCAGGACUUGCUGGACCUCGUGGAAACCGUGGAGAACCAGGUGCGCCAGGUGCUGAUGGACCAAAAGGAGAACCUGGUGUGACUGGACCACGUGGGCCGCCAGGUCCUCCUGGGCCCAUAGUUGAUGUUUCUCCUACGGGAGUUCCUGGACCAGAUGCAGGUCCUAUUGGACAUGUCAUCCUGUCUAGUGAUUCAAAGGGCCCUGGAGCUACUAGGAUCCAGGAAAUCAGAGGAGACAAGGGUGCCCGUGGUGCUAUUGGAGAGGCAGGAAAUCCAGGACCUAGAGGACCUGAUGGUGCACAAGGAGAACCAGGAGCAACAGGUGCCAUUGGUUCUCCUGGAACAGCGGGAAGCCCAGGAUCUAAUGGAUCUCCUGGUGAACCUGGACAAGCUGGCAGUGAUGGUCAACCAGGACCACCAGGACAGUUAGGGGACAUAGGGGACCCUGGAGCAUCUGGACAAACUGGUCUGCCUGGUGCACCAGGUCUUCGCGGUGUGAAGGGUGACAUGGGAUCACAAGGAGAGCGUGGUGACAGAGGAGAAACUGGAGAGGGUGGAGAACAAGGUCCAUCAGGUGAAGUAGGAAGGGAUGGACAAGACGGAGUAAAGGGAGAUCAAGGAACUCGAGGAAACCCAGGAGAACUGGGGGCACCUGGUGAUAGAGGUCCCACAGGACCAGCAGGAGCAAGUGGACCUGAGGGUGCUGCAGGUUCUCCUGGUCCGAGUGGUAACAGUGGAUCACCAGGUGCCUUAGGGGCUAAAGGAAAUCGUGGCUUGAUGGGCAGAGCAGGUCCCAGGGGAGGCAGAGGAGCUCCAGGAGCUGAGGGUGCGAAAGGACCAGGUGGAGAGCCAGGAAAUCCAGGCAAAAAUGGUGCCCCAGGAGAGCCAGGUUUUAAAGGAGAACAGGGUACAAUGGGUCCUACAGGACCUGUUGGCCUUAUUGGAAAUGCUGGACCAGAUGGGCUUACUGGCAUUCCCGGUGAACCUGGUAGGCGUGGAGAACAGGGAGCUCCUGGAGUACCUGGAAGAAGAGGACUGGAAGGAGCCAAAGGACAAUUGGGUAGCGCUGGAACUGCAGGUCCACCUGGACAACCUGGGCCUCAAGGAAAACGGGGAUCACCAGGAAAAACAGGACUACCAGGAGGACUUGGUUCCCCAGGUCCAAUAGGUCCUUCUGGUAAUCGAGGCUAUUCUGGUGCAGAGGGAAGGCAAGGAGUGAAGGGUGACAGUGGUAGAAAUGGAGAGAAUGGACGGGAUGGAGGAAAAGGAGAACAGGGAUCGCAAGGGGAACCUGGUAAUCCAGGCCGAUCAGGACCUCGGGGAGACACAGGUGCUGCAGGAAAACCAGGAAAGUCAGGCUCUCAAGGAAUUCCGGGUGUUGAUGGAGAGGAUGGUACCCCUGGAAUACCUGGGGUCCCUGGCCCUCAAGGAGCACCAGGAACACCAGGUUUCUCUGGUCCUAAAGGAGCAGUGGGUAACGCUGGAAGAGAUGGAAGCAUAGGAGAACGAGGAGCAGAUGGUCUUAAGGGUGAACAAGGUGCCACAGGAGAGUUUGGUAAAUCAGGCACACCAGGACUGGCGGGUCGACAAGGUUUCAGAGGAGACCCUGGUGCUCAAGGAAGCAUGGGAGCAACGGGACCGCUUGGUAUCCAAGGACUCCCCGGUGCACCUGGUAAACUAGGAAAUCCAGGAUUCCCUGGGACGCGCGGCAAAGAUGGCUCACCAGGGUUACAGGGUGAACGUGGACCAAGGGGAGAGCAGGGUCCCAUUGGAGCCCAGGGAGCUGCCGGCCGUGAAGGCGAGAAUGGAUUACCUGGAUCAGAUGGUCUGCCGGGAGACAGAGGAGCCAUAGGGGCCUCUGGUGGAUCAGGUCCUGAAGGGGGACCGGGUUUGCCAGGUCUGCCCGGUCGAGCAGGAUUUACUGGAACUAAGGGUGAUUAUGGAGAGAAAGGCAACCAAGGUUCUGCUGGAGAACCUGGCAGAGAUGGUGAACCGGGCGGUGAUGGUGCCCCAGGAGCUGUUGGUCAACCAGGUUUGCCAGGACCUAAGGGCACAGACGGAACACCAGGAGUCCCAGGAAGACGAGGAGAUCGUGGAGCCACGGGAGGCCGCGGAUCAGUUGGUGCCCCUGGAAGUCCAGGAAUUCCUGGAUCCCCGGGACCAACUGGCCCUCAAGGACUUAUUGGAUUAAAAGGAAAUGCAGGCGAAAAGGGUUCGAAAGGAGAGUCAGGCCCAUUUGGAUCAAAAGGAGAACCAGGGGACUUGGGAACUGUGGGAUUUCUUGGCGCCAAAGGAAAUCCUGGAUCUCCAGGAGCUUCUGGUAACAGAGGAGCCACAGGGUCACAAGGGCGACCUGGAUCGCAGGGCCCACCGGGACCACCUGGCAAUAGUGGUUUGACAGGACAACCAGGAAUCCCAGGAACUAAGGGCUCGCGUGGCGCUAGUGGUAAACCAGGAGUUCCAGGCUUACCAGGAAGACCGGGAAUACCUGGACGUGACGGCCUACGGGGAUUAUCUGGAACCGAUGGAAGACCUGGUUCAACCGGUCCAAUUGGAGCGCGUGGGCCCAAGGGAGACGUAGGACCUCAGGGCCUAGUUGGCAUUCCAGGAAGGCGAGGAAGAUUCGGUCCUCCUGGAGCAAAGGGCGUAAAAGGAGAAGCCGGCUUUGAUGGGAGCCCUGGCGAGGGUGGACGGGAAGGUUAUCCUGGAGCUCGCGGACCCUCUGGAGAGAAAGGCGCAAAUGGAUCACCGGGUACACCGGGAGCAAACGGUGAAAAUGGGCAGAGUGGUAUUGGGGGUACAGAGGGUGAUAAUGGCCCCCGGGGAUCCCCCGGCGUGGACGGAACUGUGGGAGUUCCUGGACCAAUGGGAUCUGCUGGUGCAAAGGGACCACAAGGUCCCCAAGGAGAUAAUGGCGACCCUGGUAGAAACGGCAACUUCGGACAAGUUGGCAAACCAGGAAAUAAUGGACCACGCGGUUACAGAGGUGACACGGGAGAAAACGGUCUAAUUGGAACACAGGGUGACCCAGGAUAUACCGGUGAAGUUGGCAGGACAGGUCCCCCUGGAAUUGACGGAGAGGAUGGCCCUGAAGGAAGAAACGGAAGUACGGGACCUGAAGGACCAAAGGGUGGCAUGGGAGCCGCAGGCCCUCCCGGUCAACCAGGAGUUCAAGGACCAGAGGUAUUUAAAUGCUAGUUAUUUGACACCUUU
This is a messenger RNA of Pocillopora damicornis (cauliflower coral), 3306 nucleotides long. RefSeq lists its product as uncharacterized. The record is from RefSeq and is a predicted model, not a curated record. NCBI's taxonomy places the organism in Eukaryota, Metazoa, Cnidaria, Anthozoa, Scleractinia, Pocilloporidae. Gene Ontology annotation, cellular component: extracellular matrix. Gene Ontology annotation, molecular function: extracellular matrix structural constituent.